AGCUUCAUGUAUUUCAAAGUGCCUAGUGUUGCUUUGCUCAAACGAAAGUUCCCAACACUCGCGUCGAAUAAGCGUUCUAUUUGUUUAUUUUCGCUUUGUUUGAAGCUUGGCAGAAGGCCUUCACAACUCAGAGCGGAAAGACACGCGUCCGCUUGCCUCUCUCCCCCAAAACACAAACUAGUUCUGUGAUUCGAGACCCUUCAAAUUUAACCUUUAUUUACGCACAGGAGGCGAAUUGAAACAAUGGCUUCUUUUCACCCUCGCGAUGCUUUCAUCCUCCAUCAGGAGCACAUCCAGCGCAUGAAUGAGGGCGAUGAAGUCGACACGUCGGAGGAGCAAAAGGUGCAGAUUGACCUGCAGCGAAUUACGGAUAACGAGUCUUCCGCCGUAGUGACCUUCUCCCACGAGGAUCACACUCUAGGCAACCCACUGCGUCACGUGCUCAUGCAGAAUGCAGCGGUUACCAGUGCAGGCUACGCCAUCCCGCAUCCUUUAGAGCCGAAGAUGCUGCUUCACGUGCAGGCCUCCGACUACGCCGUGGAGGCAGUGGCAAACGGACUGGAACGCUUAGCUGCCAUUUGCGACGAAACAAUAAUCAGCUUUGAUAAAUGCAUGCUCGAGCAGCACCGCAUGGCCGCCUCUGCGCAAGAGGCGUAA
Leptomonas pyrrhocoris is the source of this 657-nucleotide messenger RNA. RefSeq names its product Dna-directed RNA polymerase-like protein. The record is from RefSeq and is a predicted model, not a curated record. Gene Ontology annotation, cellular component: RNA polymerase I complex; RNA polymerase III complex. Bases 244 to 657 code for a protein of 137 amino acids. The transcript has a single exon. Gene Ontology annotation, biological process: DNA-templated transcription. NCBI's taxonomy places the organism in Eukaryota, Euglenozoa, Kinetoplastea, Trypanosomatida, Trypanosomatidae. Gene Ontology annotation, molecular function: protein dimerization activity; DNA binding; DNA-directed RNA polymerase activity.